AUGAGGAGCUUUAUUCUGGGACUUCGUACAAUUUCUUGGGAAGCGAACCUAUCAUUUCACGGCACUCUCAUCAGAGCCCUCUGAGAACAGAGUAUGCGAUACCUUGGCUUAAUGAGCCCAAUUUCGUUUUUGCUGAUGUGAUAAGAGCAGAUCAAAACAGCACAGAUGGAGAAGAUGACAAGAUUUACUUCUUUUUCACCGAGGUGUCUGUGGAGUAUGAAUUUGUCGGAAAACUGAUGAUUCCAAGAAUAGCUAGAGUAUGCAAGAGGGACCAAGGAGGAUUAAGGACUUUGCAGAAAAAAUGGACUUCCUUUCUCAAGGCCAGAUUGAUUUGUACCAUCCCUGAUAAGAAUUUAAUUUUCAAUAUUAUCAAUGAUGUUUUUAUUCUCAAGUCUCCGUCUUCAAAGGAACCAGUAAUAUAUGGAGUCUUCACCCCACAACUGAAUAAUGUGGGGUUGUCAGCGGUGUGUGCAUACAAUCUGUCUACUGUAGAGGAGGUUUUCUCGAGAGGAAAAUAUAUGCAAAGUGCUACAGUAGAACAGUCUCAUACAAAGUGGGUACGAUACAAUGGGGAAAUUCCUAAUCCUCGACCUGGUGCGUGUAUAAACAAUGAAGCCAGAGCAUCAAACUACAUGAGUUCUCUAAAUUUACCAGACAAAACGUUGCAGUUUGUUAAAGAUCAUCCUCUAAUGGAUGACUCAGUGACUCCAUUGGGAGACAGACCUCGACUAGUAAAACGGGAUGUGAAAUAUACCCAGAUUGUAGUAGAUAGAGUCAGAGCUCUCAAUGGCACCAUAUAUGAUGUUAUGUUCAUCAGUACAGAUCGAGGAGCCCUGCACAAAGCCAUCAGCUAUGAAAAUGGAAUGCAUAUUAUUGAAGAAACACAGCUUUUCCCAAACUUUGAGCCGGUCCAAACUCUCUUGCUUUCAUCCAAAAAAGGAAGAAGAUACCUUUAUGCUGGUUCAAAUUCUGGUGUGGUUCAGUCUCCGGUGGCAUUCUGUGACAAGUACACCACUUGUGUUGACUGUGUUUUAGCAAGGGAUCCUUACUGUGCUUGGAAACCCCUUGAAGCUUCCUGCAUUGAUAUAUUUAAAGAAAGUGAAAUUGAAAGGAACUGGAUUCAGAACAUAGGUGGAGAUGCGUCUUCUUGCUCUGAUAAAGUAAAAGAGAAUUCCCUACAGCAUACAUUCAAGCAUGGGAGCACAGCAGAGCUCAAGUGUUCUCAAAAGUCCAAUCUGGCACAGGUAGUUUGGAAGUUCAAGGAUGAUGUGCUGAGAGUGGAGAGCCCCAAGUACCGUCUGCUGGAAAAGGCGCUGCUCAUCUUCAAUUUAUCAGAAGGAGACAGCGGUGUUUACCAGUGUUUGUCAGAAGAAAAAGUGAAGAAUAAGAAAUUUUCUCAAGUGCUGGCUAAGCAUGUUUUGGAACUGAAAAAGAUCCAGCAUGCCACGGUGGGCCCCACCAUGGCAGCUGCACCAACAGAAGGUAAUAGCGAUGUGCCAAAAGUGUCAGCCGUAUCAACCGAGGGGUCUACCACUCGCACCUCGACCACUCAGAUGGUACCGGUAACGACAGCAAGGAUAGUAACAAAGCCUGUUGGCCCUGUCCUAACAAGUGCAGCCUCCAACACGGAGCUCUUAAAUUCAAUUCCUGAUGCGGUCCCGGAAAAGACAAUGUUCCUCAAGUCAAAUGAUAACUUCCUGUUGAUGUUCCUCUUCCUCUUCUUUUUUAUUCUCUUCUUGUGCCUGCUCUCCUACAACUGUUACAAAGGGUACUUGCCAGGGCAGUGCUUGAAAUUUCGCUCUGUCAUGCUGCUUGGCAAGAAGAAAACGAAGUCGGAUUUUUCUGAUUGUGAGCAAAGCGUGAAGGAGACGCUGGUGGAACAAGGCAGUGUCAGCCACCAGAGUGGGGAGCAGCCGAAGCCAGCGCACGACACCGGCUACGAGACUGAACCCGACUGUGGGAAUGGUCAGCUGCAGCCUGGGGAUUCGCAGGCCUCCCGAGAGGCCAAGGACAAGCCCUUCGAUGUCAAGUGUGAGCUCAAGUAUGCCGACUCGGAUGCAGAGGGAGACUGA
This is a messenger RNA of Tauraco erythrolophus (red-crested turaco), 2072 nucleotides long. The record is from RefSeq and is a predicted model, not a curated record. NCBI's taxonomy places the organism in Eukaryota, Metazoa, Chordata, Aves, Musophagiformes, Musophagidae.